Sclerotinia borealis F-4128 is the source of this 1542-nucleotide messenger RNA. The record is from the annotation of a GenBank genome assembly. NCBI's taxonomy places the organism in Eukaryota, Fungi, Ascomycota, Leotiomycetes, Helotiales, Sclerotiniaceae.
AUGGCGUUGAUACUGCCCAAAGGCAUCGUCGUCAAUUCUCCGCAAAUUGGAAGUACCAUCGAGGGAAUUAAUAGUCCUUUGGAUCCAGCGGAAAUAGCCAGAUUCUGGAAAGUCUACACCACAACAAAACGAAGACUUCUCGAUCCUACAGCUGAGCGUUUGGAGAAUUAUUGGUGGCGGAUAUGGGGAAGUCGGCGUCGAGAGUUGGAUGCUUCGACUGUUGCUCGACUCUUCGUACAUAUUUCAGAGGGAGACACUUUUGUGCCACUUAAAGGACCACCCAAUCGUUAUGAAAGUGACACGCCAAUGAAUAGUGCAGCCUGUAUUGGAAAAACCGCCUCGAGUACCUCUGUUGCCCGUGCUCGCAACGAGAGCCGACCAAGUACCACGCCAACAUCAGUUUCGCGAACACCUGCUCCCAUGCCACCUCCAAUAUUGAAGAAGACCAGAGGUCCUUCAGGAAAUGGCCCUCGGCCGACUGCACGUUUCAUAUCCCCGGCAGUCUCAGAAGAUGAGUCAAAUGCUGUUAACACAAACAAGCAUGUUGUAGUACAAUCACCUUCACCACCUGUUGAGCAGACGAAUACCAUCGACGAGAAGAUCGAGAAAGGGAAGGUUGAUAGAAAGUUAAUGCCUGCACCGGCAAAUAAGAAAUUUGUUGCGUCGGCUUCCAAGAAGAAGAGACCGGUUGUUGUCAGGCGACAGAGUUCACAAACUUCACAGUCUUCGAAUGACAGCGCGGCAAGAGCUCCAGGUGUACAAGGGCAACAGAACAGACUUUUGGGAAGGCCACCACCGUUGUCUGUACAGCCUAUCAGAAAUCAGAACACGCAGGAGAACACAUUACCUCCACGAUCUACAACCUCACCUACGAAGCGGACUCCCUCCAAAUCGGCCGUUCCAACUCGAGGCGGUUCGCGCAAACUUGCAAGUACUAGUGAGGAGAUUGUCGAGGUAGAGCCCACCCAGUCCACCCAGCCUGGUCCCUCGAACCCCCUCAAGACACUGCUGAAUAACCAGGCUCCGGCGCAUGUUGUUGGCGAGGCAGAAUUCAAGGUGCAAAAAAUGCUUCUUGAAAAUCCUAAAACUGCCGACAUGUUACCCCCCGGAACUCCAAGUUCAGAUUCUCAGGUAUCGAUCACGUCCAAGGAUUCGAGCAAUGGAAAACCCCCUGGUUACAGGAAGACGAGUGGAAAGCAUCUUUUACAACACCAAUUCAAGGGCAUCGUCAGCUCAGCGCCAACAUUGACUGAUGCUACUGGUCAUCUCGAUUUAGGCGAUAGCAACCAAAACAUAACGACACCUGCGUCUCCAGAUGGGCUAGGCAAGGGCAAAGCUCGAACUCUUAUGAAAGACCUCUUUACCAAAAAAUCAAUGCCACAAGUAGCAUCGUCUAAUGGUCUAUCACAGAGCGUAGCUUCGGCACCUUCGGGACCUCUCAGUAAAAGCAGGUCACAGCUUUCACUCUUGCUUGAACGAGAUCAAGCGAGGAGCUCGGGACUUAGGACAUUGCCGAAUAAGGGAAAACAAGCCAUGAAAUAA